Molecule: messenger RNA, 1773 nt
Organism: Mesorhabditis belari
Lineage: Eukaryota; Metazoa; Nematoda; Chromadorea; Rhabditida; Rhabditidae
Source: the annotation of a GenBank genome assembly
AUGAAUUUUUGGCUAUUAUUUCUGAUAUUCGGAACAGCUUAUGCGGGAAUUUGCAAAAAUGACGACUACACACCGCUCGGGAAUGGGAAAUGUUAUCGGGCUUUCACCACGCUCACUUCAGCCACCUCAGCCUCAUCGGCGUGUCAUUUGACGGGCGGAGAAUUAACAUCGAUACAUUCGGAAACGGACAACUACAUCGUGGGGCUGUGGUUGGGCGGAAAUAUGAUCAACGAUGCAUGGAUUGGACUUCAAUGUGACACACUUGACAACUGUUAUUGGCUUGAUGGCACAAAGCUCAAUUACACUCAUUUUGAUGAUAAUCCUCCAAAUCUCAACAAAGGGCAUUGCUUUUUCAUGAAAGCUGGCACGGUUUCUGUUGGUACUUUCAAUACAUGGGCAACUGGGGAUUGUGAUAAAACGAAGAAGAAUUUCAUUUGUGAAGAAGUCGAUCAAAUCCCCACAAAACGCCCGACCACCAUCAAUCCACCCACCACACAAUUCCCAUUCAGUCACUCGCCCAGUUGUGGAUCGUAUUAUGAGUUCAAUGGAUGGUGUUACAACAUCGGCACUAGCGGUUUAUCGGAAUCGGACGCCGAAUUGUCGUGUCUUGCCGAUGGUGGUCAUCUUGUCUCAAUCCAUGAUGCAUAUACGAACAAUUUCGUCUACACUUUGAUCAAAUAUUCUCAAGUUUCUUUUGCAUGGAUUGGACUGAAAUAUCUGCCGAAUAGUGUCUACAUUUGGACGGACACCACAAAAAUGGAUUAUAAUAACAUUCCAGGAGUACUCGCAGCACAGCCAGGCUCAUGCUUUUCGAUGUCAAAUGUUGAUCAAUACUACCCAGCUCAAUGGGUUCCAAACGCUUGCACGACAACGAUGGCCUACGUUUGUCAGAGACCGAAAAUCGGUCUUCCAACAACCACAAUGCCCACGACUCUCCCCACAAAUCCAUGUGGACAAACACUAUUCGGCGGGCUUAGUGGAACGAUCUAUUCCCCAAAUUAUCCAUACAAUUUCCGCUCGGCUAAUUGCUAUUACACGAUCAAUGCCGACAGUAAUACGGUCAAUAUUGAGAUACCGGCGAUACAGGCAUCGGCUUAUUGGGUGUUGAGUGUUUACGAGGGAGUCUCACCCGAACGAUAUUGGUUGAUUGACAGUAUCUCUGCGGAUGAUCUGCCCCGUAUUCUGAAGAGAUCCUCCGGAAUGUCGACAAUGUUAAUCGCUUUUUGGUCGGAUUCUGUCAAUAUUGGACAACCGUUUGCCAUGAAUUAUAACAGCACUUUGACUCCAAUUUAUCCCCUUGGCAACAACUCUCACUACAGCACUCAAGCACCGAUUCGAACGACUCAACCUGCUUCACUUUCGUGUGAUCUUCAUUGGUAUUUGGAUGAUGUGAGGCGAAUUUGUUACGCGAUUUCCUCACCGGGCAGUUUCGCCGAUUCGAUGACAUCAUGUAGACGACAAAACGCUCAACUCAUCUCCGUUCACAAUCAACAAGAAGAAAAUGAUCUAUACAAUAUCCUCGGAAGAGCUUAUCCAAGCGGCUAUUUUGAUGUUUGGAUUGGUGGAAUUUAUUCGAGUGCGGAUCGUUACUGGAAUUGGGUUGAUGGGACAGCUUUUGGAUAUGUUGAUUGGAUGCCAGGAUCGGGCAAUGGAACUGUCGGCUCAUGUAUCACAGCGGCAAAGCACGGCUCAUCAAGUAACCAAAAGGGAUGGGUUACGAAAGAUUGUGGAACAUAUUAUCCAUCUGUUUGCUAUAAAACACCUAAUAUUGGA